AUGGCUGACAUUAAGGUUGAUGUCUUGGUUAUCGGCGCUGGCCCGACCGGUCUUGGUGCUGCGAAGCGCCUGAACCAGAUUAACGGCCCCUCAUGGCUGCUUGUUGACUCCGCCGAGAAGGCCGGUGGUCUUGCCGGCACCGACACUACUCCCGAGGGCUUCCUCUACGAUGUCGGCGGCCACGUCAUCUUCUCCCACUACAAAUACUUCGACGACUGCAUCGAGGAGGCGCUCCCCAAGGAGGAUGACUGGUUCACGCAUCAGCGCAUCUCCUACGUCCGCUACAAGGGCCUCUGGGUCCCCUACCCCUUCCAGAACAACAUCUCCAUGUUGCCCAAGGAGGACCAGGUCAAGUGCAUGAACGGCCUCAUCGACGCUGCCCUCGAGUGCCGCGUCGCCAACACCAAGCCCAAGGACUUCGACGAGUGGAUUCUGCGUAACUGUGGUGAGGGUGUUGCCGACAUCUUCAUGCGCCCUUACAACUACAAGGUUUGGGCUGUCCCCACGACCAAGAUGCAGUGCCAGUGGCUCGGAGAGCGUGUCGCCGCACCCAACCUGAAGCUCGUCACCGAGAACGUCGUUUUGAACAAGGUCGCUGGUAACUGGGGCCCCAAUGCCACCUUCAAGUUCCCCGCCCGCGACGGAACCGGUGGUAUUUGGAUCGCCGUCGCCAACACCCUCCCCAAGGAGAAGACGCGCUACGGCCAAAAGGGCACCGUCGAGAAGGUUGACGCCGACAAAAAGGUCGUCACCCUCGCCGACGGUACCACCGUCCAGUACGGCAAGCUCAUCUCGACGAUGAAUGUCGACCAGCUCGUCGAGCGCAUGGGCAACCAAGAGCUCGUCAGUCUGUCCAAGGGCCUGUUCUACUCGUCGACCCAUGUCAUCGGUGUCGGUAUCCGCGGCGAGCGCCCUGAGCGCAUCGGUGACAAGUGCUGGCUGUACUUCCCGGAGGACAACUGCCCCUUCUACCGCGCUACCAUCUUCUCCAACUACUCCCCUCACAACCAGCCCGAGGCCGGCAAGAAGCUGCCAACACUGUACUUGGCCAAUGGCCAGAAGGCCGCGUCGACCGAGGCCCAGGAGGGCCCUUACUGGUCCAUCAUGCUCGAGGUCUCCGAGUCCUCGAUGAAGCCUGUUGAUCAGGAGAAGAUCCUUGAGCAGUGUAUUCAAGGCCUCAUCAACACCGAGAUGAUCAAGCCCGAGGACGAGAUCGUCUCCACCUACCACCGCCGCUUCAACCACGGCUACCCGACUCCCUCGCUCGAGAGAGAGGGUGUCCUCAAGGACCUCCUCCCCAAGCUUCUUGACCAGGGCAUCUACUCCCGCGGCCGCUUUGGCAGCUGGAGAUACGAGGUUGGCAACCAGGACCACUCGUUCAUGCUCGGUGUCGAGGCUGCGGACAACAUUGUCAACGGCGCCGUCGAGCUCACGCUCAACUACCCCGACUUCGUCAACAGCCGCAAGAACGAGGAGCGCCGCCUGGCCCAGACAUUUGCCUUUGGUGCCCUGCCCUCGCACAGCAAGUAA
Molecule: messenger RNA, 1530 nt
Organism: Colletotrichum higginsianum IMI 349063
Lineage: Eukaryota; Fungi; Ascomycota; Sordariomycetes; Glomerellales; Glomerellaceae
Product: UDP-galactopyranose mutase
Exons: 5
Coding region: 1-1530 (509 amino acids)
Molecular function (GO): oxidoreductase activity
Source: RefSeq, a predicted model, not a curated record